Colletotrichum karsti is the source of this 1179-nucleotide messenger RNA. RefSeq lists its product as uncharacterized. The coding region runs from base 1 to 1179 and encodes 392 amino acids. Gene Ontology annotation, molecular function: hydrolase activity, hydrolyzing O-glycosyl compounds. The record is from RefSeq and is a predicted model, not a curated record. Gene Ontology annotation, biological process: carbohydrate metabolic process. NCBI's taxonomy places the organism in Eukaryota, Fungi, Ascomycota, Sordariomycetes, Glomerellales, Glomerellaceae. The transcript has a single exon.
AUGUUCUUCACACAAUCAUCGAUUCUGGGCACUGCCCUCGCCCUUCUUCCUCUGGUCUCGGCCGACCAUCCUGUCGUUCAGGAUGAUGCCUGCAACUGCUUCCUGACCAACACCUCGGAGAGUUACUUCAGCAACCACAUUUUUUACGACUGGCGAAGCUUGAGCCAGUACGCCGGUGUCCCAGAUGUUAUCGACAACUACAACAACAGCGGUUCCGCACCGGUGACAUCCGAUUACUUCAAGUCCGACAAAUGGACGUCGAUAUGGGCCAUUCAGAGCUGGAACAACAGCAAAAGCCGAGGCCGGAGCGGCAAUGAUGCCACCGUCAGCAUGGUCAAUUCCCCCAACAACAUUUACAUCGAGAAGAACACCGACUCCAACCCGGGCUCGGAUACCUACAUGAGCUUCCGCACCGCGCGUCUCAAGGACUUCCAGACUUCUGCCGAGAUCGAAUCGGUCUCGAUGGGCUACAAGUUCGUGUCUGUCCGCAUGUUCGCCCGCACCAUCGGUGAUCCUGGUGCCUGCACGGCCCUCUUCACCUACCGUGAGGCAGAGAAAUACGCCGACGUCCAGGAGGCCGACAUCGAGAUCCUGACCAAGGACCCCGACAACAGGAUCCAGUACACGAACCAGCCGUCCUUCGAUGACAGCGGCAACACCAUCGACCAGUCAACUCAGAACGGCACUGCACCUGUCUCGUGGCGUGAUUGGGCGGUUCACCGCCUCGACUGGGAUGCCGAGCAGAGCACUUGGCUCGUUGACGGCAAGCAAGUCUCAGCCAUCAAGUACCAGGUCCCUCGCGACCCCAGCCGCGUCAUGAUCAACUCUUGGAGUGACGGCGGCUCGUGGUCCGGCGUGAUGGAGGUCGGCGGCUCUGCCGUCCUGCAAGUCCAGUGGCUCGAGAUGGUCUUCAACACCACCGACUCUCCCACCACCGUCACGAAGCGCGGUGCCGUCAGCCAGCAGCAUGGUCACGGCCCGCAAGGCCAGCUGGCGCGUCGUGACGGCAAUGACCAGUGCCAGGUCGUGUGCAGUAUCGACUCUGCCCACGACUUCGGUCAGGUUGUUAUGCUGCACAACGGAAGUGCACCCGGACAGCUUCUUUCGCAUUCCACGGCUCUGGUUUUCUGGCUGCCUGUAUUCCUCAUGUCGUCCGUGUUCUUCCACAUGCUGUAUUAA